CGCUCUUGCUGGAUCCUGGCUGAGUUUCGCUGCCACAGCCAGCACAGCGGCUCAUACUACAGACUGUCUGUGGAGCAGAGCGAAGCCGCACGCAGCUCACCUAACAGGCAGGAGCAGCAGCGUGCCAGACACUCCUGCUCGUUUCUACUGAUGUGACAACAGGAGUGGGUGUGUGAAUGAGUGUGUGCGUGUGUGUGUUUGUGUGUGAGUGUGUGUAUGUGUGUGUGUGUGAGAGAGAGAGAGCUGCUGCCAGGAGCUGAACUGCAGGUCGGCGCAGGUGGCGCUCAUCUCUGGAGGACGCACAGCUGGACAUGGAUUACUGGUGCCCGUCUUCGCCGCUUUGGAUUUAGUUCAGACGCCGCGCAGCCCCCGCGCCUCCUCCCGGCGAAGCGAGUGCGCCAAGAACAGGUGGAUCCUGUUUGUGUGCUCAGCCUUAUCCUCCAUCCACCUUUCACCUUUAUGGGGAACCAGGUGGAGAAGCUGACGCAUUUGAAUUACGCAGAGGUGCCAACGUCGGACCCAAAUGGGUUCGACCCGGACGACGACGGGCCCCGGAUCGGCGUCUCUUACAUCUUCUCCAACGACGACGGCGACGACGACCAGGACGACAAUUUGGGCCACUUCUCGUCCGUCAACAACGCGGUGAGUCACGAUGAGAAGCCCUUCGACCCGCAGGACGAGCUGGACUGCGCGAUCCACUACCGAGACGAGUGUGUUUACGAGAGGAGCACCGGGGCCGCCACGCAGUCCGCCGAGAGCCUCCUGAACAAGUGCAGACCCGGAGACCUGCUGGAGUUUGUGGCCACGGGACAGUACCCGCACUGGGCCGUGUAUGUCGGGGACUUCCAGGUGGUGCACCUGCACAGGGCUGAGAUAAAGAACAACUUUCUCACCGACGUGAGCCAGGGCAAAAAGGGCAGGAUAGUGAACGGCCUCUACAGGUACCGUGCGCUCCCGCCGGAGGUGAUUGUGCGCAACGCCCUGGACCACGUCGGGUCGAGGGACAGAGAGCUGUACUGGAGGAACUCGGAGUGCUUCGCCGCUUGGUGCCGCUUUGGCAAGCGGGAGUUCAAAAUCGGCGGGGAGAUCCGGAUAGGAAAGCAGCCGUACAGGUUAAAAUUGCUCUUCUCGGAGAAGAAGAGUCACGUCCUGGAGUUUCAGAGCCUGGAGGAUGUGAUCAUGGAAAAGAGGAGGAACGAUCAGAUUGGCAAAGAUGCCGUGAUGCAAGAGCUGGCCAACCACCUGAACGCAACACACGAAAUCAAAGAGGAUCAUUUUGUCAACUGAUUGUGCAUUCUCUGGUCGUCUGGCACAGAAAAAGAUGUUAAGUGGAAAAUGGCCUCUUUUUCUUUUUCUUGUUGAAGAACAGAGCGUGUGUUGAGGGAGAGUGUAUCUCUCCUGUCAGAGCUUAGCUGUGGGCCUGUGCACAUGUGCCACUCUGCAAACAAAAGUGUAUCUUCAGAGGGAGUUAAAAUUCACCCGAAGAAAAAAAAUCCUUUUUUUUUUUCGCUCCAAAAUGAGAGGAAAAGCCCUGACAUCUGGGGUGACACUGGUGUGUCUGGGUGAAUUAGCAAAGCAGCUCCCAAGGGUUCAAACUAAAUUACCACAAGUUGAUUUGCCUCAGAAUCAAGUGAGAAUUGCACACUGGGUGAUUUCCUCUCCUCUUUCUAAGGAAAAAAAAAACUGUUUCCACACAACCAACCUGAGGUGAAGUGACUUGUUUUGACGGAUACAUUUGCAUCGGAGCUGCACCUGCAGUCUAAUCAUUUGGGGAUGAAGUCAGAAUUUAAUUGCCCAUAAUUAUCUUUUUUUUUUUUUUUUUCUAAUCCAAUGAAUCUUUUGCACAGAGGAGCAAAACCUCUCCAAUGUACUUGUACCUGUCGAGAGUGCUGAAAGCGCCCGCUCCUCGUACAACUCAGGUGCUGGAGAUCAAUACAGAGUGGAAGAGAGACGACUUGUUGCUGUUGUUGUGUGCCAACCUUUAACACCCCCCCCCCCCCCCCCCCGUUUCUGUUGCUCUAUAUCCCAUCACCACAAAGCUUUGCCCACUCUCUGACUACCUUGUGGACGCUGUUCACGGCUAUGGCAGUGCACUUGUAUUGAUUCAUCCGUUUAAACAGUUUUAUUUUUUUGGAGAAGAAAAGAAAAAAAAGAUGUUUGUAUGACGGAAUAAGGAAAUAAAUAUAUAUUUGAACAGUAAA
This is a messenger RNA of Acanthopagrus latus (yellowfin seabream), 2201 nucleotides long. It is a transcript of the gene lratd2b, whose product is annotated as LRAT domain containing 2b. The record is from RefSeq and is a predicted model, not a curated record. The coding region runs from base 217 to 1287 and encodes 356 amino acids. NCBI's taxonomy places the organism in Eukaryota, Metazoa, Chordata, Actinopteri, Spariformes, Sparidae. The transcript is spliced from 2 exons.